Messenger RNA from Fragaria vesca subsp. vesca, 783 nucleotides. RefSeq lists its product as uncharacterized. The record is from RefSeq and is a predicted model, not a curated record. Bases 1 to 642 code for a protein of 213 amino acids. The transcript is spliced from 3 exons. NCBI's taxonomy places the organism in Eukaryota, Viridiplantae, Streptophyta, Magnoliopsida, Rosales, Rosaceae.
AUGCCAUUCCCAACAGCACCCUCUCCCUUCCUCGUCGCCCUUCUCGUUUUCUUCAUUCUUCCCCUCGUCUUCUCCCCAAACGGCGGGUACGUUCGUCUCGCCGAGGGAGGAAAGGGUCGAGUGCACAUCACCGACGAGCUCGACGACGUCGUAGACGACGAAGAGGACGACACUUGGAAAGAAUGGGGCAAGAAGCCCACACCCCAGUUCGAUCUGCCGCCGGAGAAGUUGGAGAAGAUGGAGUUGUCGGAGAUCCAGGCCGAGACUUUGAAGAGGCAUUCCGGGCCGAUUCUUGGGUUCAUCAAGCUCCGACUCGGCGUCAAACGGACUAAGGAUAUGGUGGUUGAGAUUGCUACAAGAUGGAGUAAAGUUCUGAGAACUGGAUCUAUUGCGGUGAAGUUCAUGGGUAUUGAUUUAAGCACGGUCAUGGUCACCAUUGAAAGAGGCCAAGACUUGAACGAGUUGAAGGAUUUCGUGUUGAACCAACCGGAGGCUUACGAGCUAAAGAUUGGAGACCAAUAUUUUCGAAGGCCUGGAGAUCCUCCUUUAGAGGAAGUUGUUGAGAUGCUCCAGAAUGAGAAAAUGAGAAAGGAGAAUGAUGGUUCAACAGAGAGCAAUAAGCAAGUGAAAGAGGAACUGUAGCUUUGUGUUAGUAAAGUUUUUGAAAUGCAGUGGAAUAUGGCCCCUUGUGGGCUUAUGUAAUCAUAGCAAAUGCAGACAUUUUUGUGUACUGGGGUACAAGAUUAGUGUUAUUCAAGAGAAUUGUUGCUGAUUUUGGAAGUG